AUCAGGGUGUGUUUUCACGAAUACUUCAUUCUACCGCAAAUCGUCCUAGGGUUAACAUCCUAGCCUAAUCAGUUCAGUGUUCGUGACAUUGAAGUGAAAGCCGGCACUUCCUGUUAUCUACUGUCGAUUUCCUUGGAAAAUUUUGAAAUAAAUUCAUGUUUUAGUAAAAAAAGCUGAAAAAUCGUGAAAUUCAAGAAUAAAGUGAAUGCUAAUAGUUGUUUAUAGUUAUUGAUCGAAGAGCAAUUUUCCACGAUCAUACUAAGUUUUCGUCGCAUCGUAGGCGAUAUUUUACCAAAAACGUUAAAACCCAAGAAUCACCGUCACCGCCGCCGAGAUGGCGUUCAUGAUGCCUGUUGUGAAGAACGAUUGGGACAUAUACCACUCGCAGCGGACUCGGCGAGCGUCCGAGUCAGCGGAGAAGGCGGGGCUGGGCGGCGGGCGCGUCCGCAAGGUGUCGGAGUCGCGCUCGGAGGGCCCGGCGCUGUCGCCGCGCGCGCACACGCUGAGCCCGCACCGCAGCGCGCCCGCCAUGCGCUCGCUGUCGUACUGCCGCGCGCCGCCCUCGCGCGCCUCGCUGCGCGCGCCCGGCGACAGCCCCAGCAAGGGCUCGGCUAGCCCGGGCGCCGCGCCGCGCGAGGACAAGUUCCACAGCAGGGCGCGCGCCGAGUCCCCGGAGCGGCACUCGCGCUGCGGAGCGUGCGUGCCCUACCUGUGACGCCGCCGGCCCGCGCCCGCGCUCGCGCCGACACACUAUCUGUGAUCUGUUUCCGAUAGUGAACUCGAAGAGAUGAGUAGACAUUUCAUGAAUGUGCUAACUAACCGCCUAAGGUCUUUCGGAUGCUGAGAACCUAACGUUUGAAGUUACACCGACACAAUGCAAUAGUUUUAGUUGUCAUACAUUGAAUCGCUUUCCUUAACUGUUGCAUGUAUGUUAGUCGUCACCGUACCGUAUAUCAUGAUGUUCAGGUUGUCAGUCUAAGGUUGUAAUGUGGAAGUACGUUGUAUGGAUUUUUAAGACUGCGUUUAGUUUAAGCACACCCUGGGGUUUGAUAAGUAUUAUUUGAAAAAUCACCCCGGUGGUCACUAGUGGUUAGUUUGUGGCAGUUUGCGAAGGGUAUCUGUGAUUCGUUAUUUGUAAGUAAUGUGGUUUAAUUUAUUUAAGCUGAAAGGGAAAUUGCAUUCAGUUUUAUUAUUUGUGAGAGUCCUUAUUACCUAUGACAUAAUUGUAAUAUUUACCAACAAGUAUUCGUUUAGUCAAAAUUGUAUCAGAAUUAGUGGAUAUCUUUGGUAGAUGAUUUCAAUGAAAUUAACCAGCAGCUCUAUAUUUGGCAAUUAGUAAAGAAAACAAGUGAAUGUCAAUGCGGUGGAGAAUGUGACAUUUGUUAUAGUAUUUGUACUGUAGUUGUAUUAAGAGUACUUUAUAUGAAUGUACACGUACACGUAGUGCAAACUGUCGAUAUUGAUAAUUGUAAGCAGUGUUGUAUUGUAGUCAUCGAUGUAAUAAUACAAUGAUAAUUUAUUUAUAUACCGAACGGGGUUCGGCCCUGUUUUACAAACAACUUUGUUAUGAUUUUCGCUUGAUUUUAUUAUGAUGUUAUCUUGUGACUGUAAUUGGACCAGCUUUGUUAAUAGUAUUAUCUAUCAGUGAAACUGAGAUCGAUAAUAGUGAUAUAAAGUAAGAUGUAUCAUUAAAUUCUAAAAUUAAGGCAUAUCUCGAUGAGAUUAUGAAGAGGGCAUCAAGGAGUGAUGUUUCGAUGUGUUUAUUUCGUUUGCUUAAAGUUCCUUACGCCUAUUCGACUGCCACUGGUAGUUAAGUAGACCUAGGUAAUUAAAUUUAGACAUAUGCAUUAGUUUUGUACGAUGUCAAAUUCAAAAUCUUACAUUGUCAUUGAAUAUUGUUUGCGAACAUUACCAAAAAAAUGCAUGUAUUGUCAACGAUGUCUGAUCUGAUGAUUUUAAACUAUUAAACACUAAAAUAUAAAGCUUAUUAUGA
Molecule: messenger RNA, 1993 nt
Organism: Helicoverpa armigera (cotton bollworm)
Lineage: Eukaryota; Metazoa; Arthropoda; Insecta; Lepidoptera; Noctuidae
Exons: 2
Coding region: 335-715 (126 amino acids)
Source: RefSeq, a predicted model, not a curated record